GCUCGCCUCCAUCCUCGAACAAACAACCAUAUACCCGGUGUCAUCGCUGCUCUCGUGACCCCUUCUCUCACCACCCGAAUCCGACGAGCUCCUUAAUAGCUCACUGCUGCCGUACCGAAUUCUACAGACCGGGCGUGGAGACGCUCACAGCAGGCGUCGGCGCUCCUGUCUCACCCCGCCUUCGUGAUACCCUCUUUCACCAUGUCGGCCGAUCCGCGGCUUAGGUCAAGGGCCCAGCAACAGCAGCCCACGCCCGCUCCCCCACCACCUCCACCGCCCCCCAUGGAGCCGCAACCGAUGGGCAUGGACGGCACAAGCGACCACUCCGGCCCUCCGACGGAAGUCGUCCCGAGCGACCAUUUCAAGCUGAAGUUCUGCACUGUGUGUGCGAGCAACCAGAAUCGGUCCAUGGAGGCACAUCUGCAGCUCGCCUCAGCGAACCUCCCCACCGUCUCCUUUGGUACCGGCUCCCUAGUCCGUCUACCGGGACCCAGCGUCGACCGCCCGAACGUCUAUCACUUCAACAGCACCACCUACCGCGCCAUUCACGAGGAGCUGGCCCAGCAGAAUACCCAGCUGUACACGGCGAACGGCCUGCUCAACAUGCUCGGUCGCAACCUCCAGAUCAAGUCAUAUCCGGAGAGGUUUCAAGAUUGGAUACCAGGCAAGCCGAGGCUCGAUCAUGCCGAGGACAAGGGUGCACCGGGAACUGAGUCCGGCGUUGUUGACGUUAUCAUUACGUGCGAGGAGCGGUGCUUCGACGCCGUCCUGGACGACCUCCACAACAAGGGAGGGAGAUUGAACCGGCCUGUCCAUGUCUUCAACGUGGAUAUCCGCGACAACCACGAAGAGGCGCUCGUUGGCGGUAAAGCCAUCCUCGAUCUGGCCCUCAGCUUGAACGAAGCCGCCGGCAAAGAGAGGGAAAUCCAUGGCGACAAUGGCUGGGGCCGAGGCGGCGGCUCAGCCCGACAAGGCUUCGACGAGCGCGUGCCGGAGAUUCUGGCGGCCUGGCAGGAGAGGUGGCCGAAUCUCCCUGCCCUGUGGAGUUUGGCGUGGUUCUAACGAACUGUUUCGUGUCACGGCAUGGCGUAGGUUUGACUGAUUUUCUUCACAGUCAUAGGUCACUUUGAUACCCAGAAUUAGCAAGGCGCAACAGGAAUCAUCACUUCGGGACCGCUACGAGUCCAGUCUUGGAAUAUCAUGUUCUACUCUACAAGCGGCGGCCAAGCCAUCACUUCCAGUGUCCCGGUCGGCUUACAAACCGCUUCUGCAAUAUCAAC
This is a messenger RNA of Trematosphaeria pertusa, 1280 nucleotides long. RefSeq names its product RNA polymerase II subunit A C-terminal domain phosphatase SSU72. Gene Ontology annotation, molecular function: RNA polymerase II CTD heptapeptide repeat phosphatase activity. The transcript is spliced from 3 exons. The record is from RefSeq and is a predicted model, not a curated record. Gene Ontology annotation, biological process: termination of RNA polymerase II transcription. Gene Ontology annotation, cellular component: nucleus; mRNA cleavage and polyadenylation specificity factor complex. Bases 202 to 1062 code for a protein of 286 amino acids. Lineage: Eukaryota; Fungi; Ascomycota; Dothideomycetes; Pleosporales; Trematosphaeriaceae.